This is a messenger RNA of Cutaneotrichosporon oleaginosum, 5004 nucleotides long. RefSeq lists its product as uncharacterized. Gene Ontology annotation, molecular function: protein binding. Lineage: Eukaryota; Fungi; Basidiomycota; Tremellomycetes; Trichosporonales; Trichosporonaceae. The record is from RefSeq and is a predicted model, not a curated record.
AUGUCGUACCCAUACCUCGCCCGGACAAUACUCAAGUAUAAGUCGCCUCACGCGACUGACCUGUCCUUCGCAAAGAAUGAGACAAUCCGCGUGACGGGGCCCUCGGAUGAUGACGAGGACUGGCUUGUCGGCGAGUCGAUCGACGGCGCGCGCAAGGGCGGCUUCCCCAAGGACUUCAUUGAAGUUAUCGAAGAGGCUGAGGACCCUGCUGCGGCCACUGAAAUCCCCGCAGUUGCGGCCGCUUCCUCUGCUUCAGCUGUACAGGCUCCUCCUACUGCGCCCGAGUCUCCCGCUCCGCCGACGCCCAGCGCCCCUGUCCCACCUGUCACCGACCAGCUUCCUGAACAGCCUGCGGUCGCAACUCCAGUCUCGGAAGCUCCUCCUUCCUCAGCGCCCGCCUCUACCUCGGAGCCCCCUUCGACGGCCAGUGUCGAGCCAGUGGCAGCCGUGCCGCCCCCCGUUGCGGCAGUCAAGUCGCCCCCUCCCCUCGAAGCUACCUCUCUCGUGUCUGAGAAUGUGGAGAAGGUGCCGUCUCCCAUCAAGACAACCUCCCCCGUCCGUCCCAAAUCCCCGGCUCCGGCGUCCCCCACCAAGUCCACAUCGCCUCCUGCUGCGCCUGCAGCGGCCAUCGCAGCCCACCCGGAGGAGGGACCCCGUCAGUCUAUGAAGGAGCGCCUCGCAUUCUUCAACAAGGCGCAAGUAAAAGCCCCUCCUCCGCCGAUCAAACCCAAGCCUGCAGGGGGCGGCCUUACAUGGAGUCAGCGUCAAAAGCUGCGCCAGGAGCAGGAAGCAAGGGAGCGCGAGUCUGAGACGGCGAAGGGCGCAACCUCUGGCGAGUCAGUACAGCCGGACAAAGCCAUCGUUACUGCCUCGGUGGACCAGACGCCAGCCGCCACCCGGUCAUCUCCCGAGCCUGAGAACAAGAAAGAUGAGGGCGAGGGCAUGUCCGCGGCUGACGCAGCCAAGUCGGUUCGCGCCGGCGGCUCACUCAAGGAGCGCAUGGCAGCACUUCAGGCUGGUGGUGCAUUUGGAAAAGCCCCAGCUCCGCCGCCGCCGAAGCCUGUUGGCAAGGCCUGGUCGCGCCCUCCUCCUCCUCCGGCACCCGAGCCUGCCGCAGAUGAAGAGGGUGAGGCAGAGGGCGCUGCCGUAGACCCUGUUCCUCGCGUCUCUUCUCCCAACGCCCAGGGAGAGGUGGUUGAGGGCGAAGCGCACAAGGAGGCCGACGCUGAUGGUGAGGAGCAGGAGCUCGACGAGGAGGAGCAGGAGAAGCAGCGCCGUGCUGCCAUAGCCGCGCGGAUGGCUAAGCUUGGGGCCCGCGGCCCCAUGGGCAUGCCUCCUAUUAUGGGCGCACCACGUCCUAUCCCCGCCCGCAAGCCCAGCCCUAAACCGAGCGACGAAACUCCUGCCGAGCAGUCCGCUCCUGCUGCCCCUGUUCCAAUUCCUGGCCUGGCAUCACUUCGCAAGUCGACAGAAGACGAGGCUGUGCCGGAAAUGCCCACCGAAGCUGCAAUGUCACCCCCCGCCGCGGCGGUCGCCGCCACUUCGCCGGAGUCAGAGGCAACCUCAACACCCCCCGCCUCUAUCAAGAUGCCCGCAGUGCCGCGGCGCACCGCUGGACCGCGUCGCCGCGGCACACCGUCCGCACCGUCGCCGGCGCCACCUGCUGGAGUCGAUGAGGCCAAGGACGAAUCAAAGGAUAUUCCUGCGGCAGUACCUGCGGUCGCUAGCGCCGGUGUCCUCGCAGCGACCGCUGCUGCUAUCGGGUCACUUUCUUCUCCAGGUGCUGAGUCGUCUUCCUCGGACCCCCAGCCCACUGCCGUUCCAGCUCCAGUUGCAGGCGCGCCUCCCGGCACUGAACUUAGACUCGAGCGAAGACUCCCUGACGGGACGAUUGAGCCGCCUCCUCAGGUCAUGGUGCCUGGCGAGGAGGAGCCAAUGCCGCUUUCUCCAAAGCAGCGCGAGCAGCGUGCCGUGGAGGAACAGGUCGGCGCUGGCCCUCUCGGCGCUGAGGGUGCACAGCUUGCUGGAAUCGCGCUGGCGCCUAAGGACGCGGAAGACGACGAAGAUGAGAUCCCGUCGUUCGCACCUCCGCACACGGCCGAGCGCCUGGAGCGCAAGCUACCUGAUGGGUCUAUUGAGCCUCCCGCACAGGUUCCGCAGCCUGGUGAAGAGGAGGGAUCACUUAGUCCUGUGCGCCAUGAGCGGCAGCAGACGCUGGAGAUGUUCGGCCGCAGCUCUGCUGGCAUUGAAGGAGCAGAAGCCGCAGGUAUUGCUCUGAGCCCCCCGCCUGACGCUCAAAGCGCUGAUCGCGAAACGGCCGCUCAACGCAAAACCUCGCAGGACGACGCAGCGCAUGUUCCGCCGCCGCUACCAGAGCACCCCGUGGCCCAAACCCUGGUCGCGGAGCCCGAGGAUGCACCGCCACCUCCCCGUGCGGUUCCACCACCCCCUACCGUGCAAACUGAGCCGCCAAUGGCGGCGCCCCUCGCUCGUGCUGUACCGCCGCCGCCUCCGACUGUCCCCGCGUGGGGGGAUGGGGACGAGGAGGAGGACACCGUGGACGGCGGGGAUGAUUCCACGCAGGGCGCUCAAGCCGGCGGCCUGCAGAACGGCCACUCUGCUGCGGAUGCCCAAACCGUAGCUCAGCCACCAGGUGCCGUCCCACCUCCCAUGCCUCCCCGUGCUAUUCCUCCUCCAGCGCCAGAGAGUGACGACGACGACCACAUCACCUCCGCCCCUCCUCCUCCCGCUCGUACUGUACCUGCGGCCGCGGCGGGCGCGGGGUUGGCUGGUGGCGCCAUGGCCGCGGCCCUGGCAUCGAAGGACAACUCCGCUCCACCCCCUCCUCCGCACCUUCCCGUUCCUGGCGAUUCGCUCGCGCUUUCAGAGACAGCCUCGACGGGAAUCACAACCGAGGACGAGCUUGCUACACGUGAGGCUCGCCGCCUCUCCAGCAUCCGCCCGGGUGGGCCUCGCGGACCUCGUCCCCUGUCCUCUAGCUCCAUGAAGGAGGAUGAUGUGGUUCCAACUCAGACCGAGGACACUUCAGGAUUCAUGGAGGCACCUGCUCUUCCCUCUCGCGGUGUUCCUCCCCCUGCGCCGCGCGCGGUACCUCCAUCGCCGGUUGGUGAGGAUGACGAGCCUACCCCACCUACUCCUCCUCCUAUCCGCAAGCCGACGCUGCCUCCUCCGCCUGCCCCUGUUGAUGAUGGCACUGCCGAGGAGCUUGCGCACGCCUCGCCCGCUCGCAUGCCCACUCUUCCCCCACCCCCACCUCCAGGCGGCGAAGUUGGUGAUGACGAAGAGGAGGAGGAGAACGAGCCUGCGCCGCCCGUGCCAACUCGUAGAACGACGGGCACCGAGGCCAUUGCACGUACGACUUCACAUAGCUCUGCAACCGCCAGCUCACCAAUCUCGCCCGGGCGUGCCAUCCCACCCAUCCCUCUCACCGCUCCCAACCAGGACGAGGAUGACGAGGAGACCCAGCGCCGCGCCGGCAUCGCCGCUCGCAUGGCUAAGCUCGGCGGCAUUCGGUUCGGUGCCCCUCCUCCUAUGCCGGUGAGGAAGCGGUCCACUGUCGACGAGGUGACUUCGCCUUCUGAUGUGACUGCUACCCUCUCGCCAGUGAGUGGCGCCGGCGAAGUUCGCUCUGAGCUUGAGGUCGCGGAAGAGGACGCCCCUCCUCCACCACCUCGCGCCGCACCCGCGCCAGCUGCCGAGAACGAAAGGGACGAGACGCCCGAGCAGGAGGCCGAGCGCCGCCGUCGGACGCUCGCCCGUCUUCGCGCUGGAGGCAUGCUGGGCGGCGGUCUCUUCCAGGCUGCUCCCGAGCCCGAGGUAGAGGAGGAAACGCCUCACGCCGAGGAGCCUGACGAGCGUGGCAUUGAGCCAGAGGAAUCUGAGGAGGAGCAUGCACCGCCACCACCUCCCCGCCCGCCGCACGCUGCUCCUUCUGUCCCUACCGCUAUGUCCGCUUCGCCCAUUUCUGCCGUGAGCGCACCUCCCAUGCCGGGCGCCCGUCCGCCGGUCCCAGCACCCCGCUCCAGCCUUCCACCCCAACCUCCGCAGGACGACAGCGACGAGGAAGAGGCCGCGCCCCCUCCCCCACCUCGCCCGACCCGCACAAUGUCCUCGGAAGUCCAGGCGGCGCCGCCACCGCCACGCGCUGUACCUCCUCCCCCGCAAGCGGACAAUGAAUACGAGCAGGCGCAGUCACUCCCGCCCCCACCUCUCCCGCAGCAUGGGGUACCGUUCGGUGCACCGCUGCAUGUUGAUGACGCCCCUCCCGUACCUCAUCGUCCGCCCAUGCACGCACCGCUGGCCGCUCCACCCCAAGCACCUCCCGUGCCCACAGCCCCUCAGGUGCAUGCGCCUCAAGCCGCACCCUCUGCCUCGGAAUUCGCUGCUGCACACGCCCAGUCUGGUGGCGAGCUCCCGCCACCCCCUGCACCCCCGCGUGAGCCAUCGCCGCACCACUCCGUGCACUCGGCGCAUUCUGCGCCUCGCUCAUCUGGGCAGAUCGGGCGCCCGGGCUUCAACGACCUACAGCAGGCCAGUCAGACGCAAGGCUCUGCUUUGUUCCGCGCCGCGCGCGGCGUUUUUGACCAGGGCAAGAGAGGGUACUACGGCGAUGGAUCGCCCGCAGGCUUCCUCCGCGUCGCCUUCGACCAGGCGCGCCUCCCCGCCCCAACCCCCGAGCACUGGGGAGUGCCAGUGUAUGAGCAGCAGGCGCAUACGGUCAUGAAGCGCCUUGAUGACCCGCGCCCCGGCGACGUGGCAGCACUGUACGAUGCGCGCUUCAAGGGCCAGAAGGGUUUGAAGGGGUACACGCAGCACGUGGGAUCCGUCGAGGAUGCACUUGUGGGCGUUGUCAGCGAGUACGACAGCCGCGGUAAGCACAAGAUGCGCGUGCUCCAAGUUGAGCGGGGCGUGCCUGAGGAGGUGUCGUACCGCCUCGACGAUCUCAAGAGCGGCCGUGUGGUGAUUUACCGUGUUGGCUUCUGA